Miniopterus natalensis is the source of this 3459-nucleotide messenger RNA. The record is from RefSeq and is a predicted model, not a curated record. Lineage: Eukaryota; Metazoa; Chordata; Mammalia; Chiroptera; Miniopteridae.
AUGCUUUCAGUGGCAUUUGUCCGCCUGGUGCAGGACUUGGCUGUCACCAUGGUGGAGAGACCCCCACCUUCCUGGCCUGCAUCUGCUGGUGAGCUGUCCUCUCCAGGCACGGGCUCUCCACAGCCGGGGGCGGGCAUUGACAUGGAGCCCACAACAAUGGUGGUGUCACCAGCCAGCUCGGAAGCCCAGAUGGUGCAGUCGCUGGGCUUCGCCAUCUACCGCGCACUGGACUGGGGUCUGGAUGAGAGUGAGGAGCGGGAGCUCAGCCCACAGCUGGAGCGGCUUAUUGACCUGAUGGCCAACAGCGACUGUGACGACGGCGGCUGCGGGGCUGCAGAUGAGGGCUACGGGGGCCCAGAGGAGGAGGAGGAGGCAGAGGGCAGCCCCCGCACCGUGCGCACCUUCUCGCAGGCCAUGCGGCUGUGCGCAGCGCGCCUCACCGACCCCCGGGGCGCACAGGCCCACUACCAGGCUGUGUGCAGGGCGCUCUUCGUGGAGACUCUGGAGCUUCAGGCCUUUCUCGCCAGGGUCCGCGAGGCCAAGGAGAUGCUGCAGAAACUUCGGGAGGACGAGCCACAGGCAGAGCAGCCCCUGGCAGAGCUUGACAACCUGAGGCACACGGAUUGGGCCCGACUUUGGGUCCAGCUCAUGCGGGAGCUUCGCCAUGGGGUAAAGCUCAAGAAGGUGCAGGAGCAGGAGUUCAACCCACUGCCCACCGAGUUCCAGCUCACUCCCUUCGAGAUGCUGAUGCAGGAUAUCCGUGCCAGGAACUACAAACUGCGCAAGGUCAUGGUUGAUGGGGACAUCCCUCCCAGGGUGAAGAAAGAUGCCCAUGAACUCAUCUUGGACUUCAUCCGCUCCCGGCCUCCACUGAAGCAGGUCUCAGAGAGAAGGCUCCGCCCCCUGCCCCAGAAGCAGAGGACCCUGCAUGAGAAGAUCCUGGAGGAGAUCAAGCAGGAGCGGAGGCUGCGCCCUGUGGGAGCUGAGCGCUGGGGUGGCAGAGGGUUUGGCUCUUUGCCCUGUAUUCUCAACGCCUGCUCUGGGGAUGUCAAGUCCACCUCCUGCAUCAACCUGUCCCUAACGGAUACUGUGAGCUGCACCCAACGCCCACGGCCCCGGGUUCUGCUCAAGGCACCUACCUUGGCAGAGAUGGAGGAGAUGAACACGUCUGAGGAGGAAGAGUCUCCGUGUGGGGAGGUGACACUGAAGAGGGACCGCUCUUUCUCAGAGCACGACCUUGUCCAGCUGCGGAGUGAAGUAGCCUCUGGCCUGCAGCCGACCACUCAGCUCCCAGGAGGCUUGGAGCCAUCUCGGGCCCGUGCAGGCAGCAUGCACACUUGGCGACCAAGCACCCAGGAACAGGGCAAGUGUCCCUUCCCUGUGAGUGUCCAGUCCCAGUCCCAGGCUGACCCUAGUUCCCCCCAACACAGUGACCUGGGCUCAGCAAAGGACAAGCCCCAGGCCUCUGCAGCCCCAGACACCAAUCACCUGUGGCUGGAGUUCAGCCACCCCGUAGAGAGCCUCGCUCUGACUGUGGACGAGGUGAUGUAUGUGCGCCGUGUGCUGGUGAAGGCUGAGAUGGAGAAGUUCCUACAGAACAAGGAGCUCUUCAGCAGCCUGAAGAAGGGGAAGAUUUGCUGCUGUUGCCGAACCAAGUUCCCACUGUUCUCCUGGCCACCCACCUGUCUCUUUUGCAAGAGAGCUGUCUGCACUUCCUGCAGCAUAAAGGUGAAGAUGCCUUCUAAGAAGUUUGCUCACAUCCCUGUCUACACACUGGGCUUCGAGAGUCCUCAGGGGGCCGCAACUGCCAAACCCAAUGCGACACAGAGGAGAGAGGUCUUCCAGUCCCUGCAGGGGCCCCAGUGGCAGAGUGUGGAGGAGGAGUUCCCACACAUGUACACCCAUGGCUGUGUCCUGAAGGACAUCUGCAGCGACUGCACCAGCUUCGUGGCCGACGUGGUACGCUCCAGCCGCAAGAGUGUGGAUGCCCUCAACACCACCCCUCGCCGUGCCCGCCAGACCCAGUCCCUCUACAUCCCUAACACCUGGACUCUCGACUUCAAGUGACAGCCCUUGCUACCCUAGGCCACCUGGCUAGAGGCCUUUCACGGUGGCCUAAAGUGGCCAGGCCUCUGGGGAGGAGCUGGACCAGUUCUCGACCAGGCUGGGAGCUCCCCAUCCUGGAACACAGCUGCCAGCUGCCUCCUGAGUGUGCAUGUACAUAUAUAUAGAAAUGCAUUUAUAUAACAUAUACACAGCCUAUAUGUUUAUAUAUGUUUCCUAGCCCCAGAGUCCAUUUGGGGUCAGGCUUAUUUCCAGGACCCUCCCUGGGGAGGCUGUUUCCUCUCAGGACUCCUUGGGUGAGGGGGAUGGCACAAGAUAGAAAGGGGCAGGCUGGAGGAAGGGCAGGGGUGGUGGGGCCCUGGGGAAGACCCUGCCCCGCAUCUGUUCUCCACCCUCUGGGCAGGUCCGGGCGUGGAAGGGUGCCUUGGUGCCCAGGAGGACUGGAACACCCUAUUUGCAUCUGUGCUCCCGUAACAGGGAUAUGGGAUGCGGAGUCACCUGAAAAUCGAGCGGGCUGAGAUCUCUCCCAGGCAUGUGUCACAGGGCCAUCCCCAUGGGAGGUCUGAGGUGAAGCCCACUCCCUAUCUGACACCAGGCCCCUGUAGUGCUUUCGGUCUCUCUGCAGGGAGGAGCCUCGUAAACGGGUAUUCAUGGCCACAUAAAGGUGGUCAGUCUCCCGUCUAGGGCAUGAGCUAAGGACUCUCCAGUCACAGCAGCAGGCAUGUUCUCCAAGGGUGGAAGCUGGGCUGAGGGGCCACUGCCCCAAGCAGUCAGGAUGCCCUCCUGAGAUGAGGCUCUCAGGCCCACGCCCAUUCUCUACGCCCCGCCUCAUAGCCUGGCACCCUGGUCCUGCAUGGGAGAGCAGCUUGGCCUGCUGCUGCCACCAGUCACCUGGGGGACCCUUGUCCUCAUCUCCCAGGUCCUGUGGGGUCCUCGGGGUGGGAGCACCUCCACCCUACUUGUUAGGGCAGUGGCUGGAGCACCUGUGUGCACUGUCUGCCCCUAUGUGCCUGGGAGGUGGCUUCUGUCGUCAUCCCUGCCUGCGAAUGAGGAAACUGGAACUCAGGAGUGUCAAAGGAAUCUGGGUAAAGAUAUACUCAGCUUUCCUGGAUGCCAAUGCAGGUCUGCUGGGCACCAGGCUCUAAUGCUUGCCCCACGGACAUGGGCCCGGAGGAGGCCCAGGACACGUGACUUGUAACAGAUGGGCUUGUGGGAGAAGAUAUUUCACCAGCUGAGGUCCAGGACAUUCAGUUACACGAAAUUAAAGCAGCCAGUAACAGGAGCCAGCUCCUAGCCCUUGUUCUGAGUGCUUCACAAGUAGGGAGCAGUGUUAUUACUAUUUAAAAAUAAGACAGGUCCUGGCCAGGCAUGGCUCGGCAGUUGAACAUCAAACUA